This is a messenger RNA of Oncorhynchus gorbuscha (pink salmon), 1651 nucleotides long. RefSeq names its product GTPase IMAP family member 4-like. The record is from RefSeq and is a predicted model, not a curated record. The coding region runs from base 181 to 1176 and encodes 331 amino acids. Lineage: Eukaryota; Metazoa; Chordata; Actinopteri; Salmoniformes; Salmonidae. Gene Ontology annotation, molecular function: GTP binding. The transcript has 3 exons.
CCGUAAGCCAUUCAGACAACAAAGUGUCCCGGGAGGGGAGAGGAGUGGGGAAGAUAUUCUUCCUUUAACAAAAUAGCUACUGUAUACUUUAAGAUCUGAUGAAAGGGGACAAGCAUGAAGUAGCAUUUUAGAAGGCACUGGUUGUGUUAUCAUACAACAGUGAUAAACAGUGGUUUCAACAUGGAUUCAGAGGAGGUCAUGGUGGAAAUGAAAGAAACUGGAAAGUCGCCAGAUUCUCAACCAGGCCAAGCAGUCCCUCUUUCUGUGGUCUCAGGGUUGCGAAUAAUCCUGAUCGGAGAGCGAGAGGCAGGGAAAAGUGCUGUGGGCAACGCCAUCCUGGGCAGUGAGGUGUUUGACACUGUGGGGGUGAGAACAAGGGAGGCGGUAAAGCGGCAAAGAGAGGUGGCUGAGAGGCAGGUGACGGUGGUGGACACGCCUGGUUGGGAGUGGUUCCCCUCCAGGGGCUCUUCUCUGGGGGUCCGGAGGGAGAUCAUCCGGGGCGUGUCGCUGUGCCAGCCUGGCCCCCACGCCGUGCUCCUGGUGGUGCCCCUCUCCUUCUCCUUUACCAAACGGGAGCGGCAGGCGGCCGAGGAGCAUGUGGAGCUGUUGGGGGAGCGGGCUUGGGGGCAUACCGUGGUGCUGUUCACGGUGAAGGGUGGGCGGCUGAAGGAUGCCACCUUAGAGGAGGAGGUGGAGGAGAGCGAGGAGCUCCAGGGCCUGGUGGAGCGAUGUGGGGGCCGCUAUCAUGCCCUGUAUGGCAGGUCCAGGAAGGGCCACGAUGCCGUGGCGGAGCUACUGGAGAAGCUGGACAACAUGGUGGCCAAGAACAGAGGGGAGUUGCUCUCCAGCGAGGAGGUACUGGAGGAGGCCAGGGAGAAGGAGGAGGAGGAGGAGAGGAGGCACCAGGAGGAGGACAGGGAGAGAGAGGAGGAUCUGAGGAGGGCCAAGGAGGCUUUAAGAGAGCUGGAGAUGGAGGAGGAGAAAGAGGAUGUGCAAGGGGAGGGAGGGAAGGCCACAGAGGAGUCCACGAGACAGCAGAGAGGGAGGAGGAGGUACACCGAUGAAAAAUUAGACACAGGUGUGGAAAGCAGCUCAGCCGAUCCUACAUCAGCCCCACCACACCUCACCUGGUCUGACCUCAGGGCCAUUAGAGAUCAGAGAUGUAAGACACAAUAAAAUAGGGGAGAAGACACAAAGACGAAGAACUUGCUGACUUCCUGAUGGUCUAUAACAUUAUACUGACUACAGUCCAAAAGACAUUCAUAUCUUGGAUAUGGACUGCCAAUAUACACUGAGUAUACAAAAUAACGACUAUCUUUCCAUGACAGACUGACCAGGUGAAUCCAGGUGAAAGCUAUAUUCCCUUAUUGAUGUCACUUGUUAAAUCAACUUCAGUCAGUGUGUAGGAAGGGGAGGAGGUUAAAUAAUGAUUUUUAAGCCUUGGACUGUGUAUGUGUGUCAUUCAGAUGAUGAAUGGGCAAGACAAAAUAUUGAAGUGCCUUUGAACGAGUUAUGGGAGUAGGUGCCAGGCCCACUGGUUCAUGACAAGAACUGAAACUCUUCUGUGUUUUUUGUGCUCAGCAGUUUCCUGUUUGUAUCAAGAAUGGUCCACCAACCAAGGAAGGGGGGGGGGGGGUCCUAAUGUUUUGUA